AUGUUAUUUUAUUUAAAAUAUUUAUUUAUUUAUUUUGUAUUUUGUAUAAAAUAUCUUUCAUGUUCUAAAAGUUAUGAUCUACUUGAAGGAAGCGGAGAAGAUUAUGAAGAGUUUAAUUUAGGUGAUCUUUUAAUUUAUGAUCAAGGUUUACCUAUUCCUAAAUUUCCUAUAUUAGCAAAAUCAUCAAGUAAAAGUGGUUUGAUACCAUUGAUAAAAGGAACAACAGGUGAACUUACAGGUUUUACAAAUGGUUUAACUGAAGAAAUGAAAAAAUUAUUGAAUGAAGAUAAAGAAGGAAUAAAAUUUUCUAGAAGAAAAAAUAGUCAGAUUGAUUCUGCAAGUGUUCAUAAUGUAAUUGUUGACUCUAAAGAAAAAGAAAAAAAAAAUUUAAUGAAUGUUAAAAGUACUGAAGAUAGUAAGGAAGAAGAUUUAUAUAAUAAUUUACCUGAAGAAAAAGGACAAUUUUUAGUUGAAAAAAAACCAUUUUAUUUAGGAGCUAUGAUAAGAAAUAAUGGAAUGAAAAGUUUAAAUGCUUUUGGUGCAUAUGGAAAAAGUCGUAUUAUGAGACUUUUCAAUAGAAAUAAUAACAGAUAUGGAUCAUCUUUUGGUGAUUUGAAAUACCAAUUAAAACCUGGGCAAUAUUUUGCUGGUCAACCACCACCAAACAUUAAUUCAAUAAAUUAUGUUAAUAAUAAUAGUAAACAGAAGAAUCAGCAAAAUGUAGAUUUUAGAAAUAUUAUUACAAAUAAUUUACCAAAAAAUUCAAUAGCUUCGAAUAAUGUGAUUCAAAAAUUAUUAACGGCUGCAAAUUCUGCAACCAAAACUUAUAAUCGAAUGAAAAUAAUAGAUUUGAAUCAGAACACAAAAAAUCAGAAAGCAUAUUUAUCACCAUCAUUAUCAAAUAUAGGUAUAAGUAAUUCUCCUGAUACAUCUAUAUAUAGUCGUCAUAUUUCUACAAUUGUACAAAAUAAUACUCAACAGUUUAGUAAAAUGUUACCUUCAAAUAAUAAAACAUUUGUCCAUGGUAUAUCAAUGACACAAUUUAAAAAAUUUUCUAAACCAUUGGAGAAAGAUGAAAAUAAUAAUAAUAUUUUUGUAGAUCAAUCAAAAAAUUACCAUGAAACAUCAUAUAAUAUUCCCUCUUAUCAACCAUCUGGGCAAAAUCAGGUUAAUACAAAUAUUAAUUUGUUACCAAAUAAGCAACAAUUUUUAAAUACAGUUAAUGAAAACACUCCUGUUAUAAUUUCUACAGAUGUUCAAAAAAAUAAUAAUAACAAUGUAAAUUACAACAAUAUUUAUGGGACACAAUUUAAUAAUAUUAUACAUCAACAAAAACUGUCAAAUAUAGAUAAACCACAUCAUAUACUAGUUGAACAUAGUCCUUCACAAAAAGAAAAUGGUAAAAAUUUAUUUAUUUAUUCUGAUAGUCAACAAAACAAUCUUAAAAUAGAAGACUUUAACAAUGAACUUUAUAAUUGGAAUUUAAAUUUGCCAUCAGAUUCAAAAAAUAAUGCUGAAGUAGUAUGUUGUGAUGGAAAUGUAGUAUAUUCCACUAUACCAUGCUGCAAUUUUGAAUCGAAAAUUUAUAAUAAUGAAAAUAAUGGUAAUAAUUAUAAUUUUGUCAAUAACGAUAAAGAUAUCUAUUACAAUACUCUUAAUAAAAUUAAUAAAAGUUCUGAAGGACAUGACGAUAUAAUCAGUAAAACAAAAAAUGUACUAAAUUUUAGAAGUUAUAAACCAAUCUCAAAAGUUCAACCAUUGUUUUCAAACAUGGAAAAUUAUUCUCCAUUACCAGAAAGAAUAGGCGAUAUUUACAGCAAUAAUUUUGGUAACAUAAAUACUUGA
Messenger RNA from Strongyloides ratti, 1845 nucleotides. RefSeq lists its product as hypothetical. Lineage: Eukaryota; Metazoa; Nematoda; Chromadorea; Rhabditida; Strongyloididae. The record is from RefSeq and is a predicted model, not a curated record. The coding region runs from base 1 to 1845 and encodes 614 amino acids. The transcript has a single exon.